AUGAAUACCAAGAGUAAUUCAGAUCGGGGAAGCUCUGAAGAUGUGGAGUAUGAGAUGGAGACCGAGCAGUCCCCACGAGGGCACAAGCGUCGUCCGGAGGAAGAAGUAGCCCAGGAUCCUUCUCGUCCGCCAACAAUGGUCUCCUCCCCCAGUAUCCCUCCGAAGAUGAUGAAAACCCGCCCAAUUCGAGCGAGUACCUACCGCAAUAGAGGUGCUGUAUGGCAAGAGUGGAUUGCCGACCCAGCCCGGGCAGGAUGUCCAGUGCAGCGGUCGGAGGUUACGUUGGCCGAUUUAAUCCACAACCGAGGAUUCACGUGUCGGGAGACUCGCUUCUCUCGCCCAUCCGAAGUGCUUCGGGAAGAUCUGAAAAGGUUACAACUGCCAGUCACGGAACAAUACCGAUAUACCGAACUUGAUCUGUUCGGUGUUGACAAGGAAGGCUACAGAGGGUAUAGUCAGUACGGUCACUUUGUCGGCCCAGGGGUUUUCAUUGCCGAGGGCCUCUCCAGGCACACGGGGCCGCACUGGUCCGAUAUUGUUCUUGCUCAAUAUACAUACGACCACGAUGUCAAUACUCUCAGGCACCUUUAUUAUGUGGAUGUUACUAGCGAACAGACUCUGCCCUUGGUGCGCGAUGUGUUGUACCCACGGCACAAUCUUGACUGGCCUGUUAACUAUAUUGAUUCAGCGGUGUGUCAUACUUGGGAGUACGGUACCCGGGAGUAUCAAGAGAUACUGGGAACCCAGCUCGGAAAGGCAGCGGCAUGUGUGGUUUUAGGGGCAUGGGAUCGAGGGACGCAUCGUAUCGCGAGGAUCGUGACGGAAGUCGAAAGAGAGAGGAUGAACAUGCGAUUUGAUUUCGAGGCUAUUCCUACACCGGGGCCCGCGCAUGGUGGUGAAGUGACCUCAGGUAUGUUCUGA
This is a messenger RNA of Penicillium bovifimosum, 921 nucleotides long. RefSeq lists its product as uncharacterized. The transcript has 2 exons. The record is from RefSeq and is a predicted model, not a curated record. The coding region runs from base 1 to 921 and encodes 306 amino acids. NCBI's taxonomy places the organism in Eukaryota, Fungi, Ascomycota, Eurotiomycetes, Eurotiales, Aspergillaceae.